GGCAGGCGAGCGCGCGCAGCCCGUCGGCCAGGCACAGGUCGAGCAGCAGGGGCUGUGGGGUCACCUUCUCUUCCUCCUUUCUGCCACCCCAAGUCGUCUGAGUUUCGUGUCAUACAGUGAGAGAGCACCUUGACCUGGAUCUCCAGCUACCCACGUUCUAGUCCUGCCUCUGUCUUUUCCUAGAGCUGUGGCCUCAGAUCCCUCCCUGGUGCCACCGCAGCCGAGUGUGCAUCCAAUCUGAAGAAAAUUUACACAGUACAAACAGUACAGAUAUUCUGGAGUGUAUACAAUAAUAUUCCUCCUGUGACUAGCCUGCCUUUGAGAUGUAGUUAUCAUUUAAUGAGAGGAGAGAGGCGACCACUUUGGGAAGAGGAGAGUAAUGCAAAGGGUGGUGUAUGGAAGAUGAAAGUUCCUAAGGAUAGCACGUCCACAGUUUGGAAAGAGUUGUUAUUAGCGACUAUCGGGGAACAAUUCACAGACUGUGCCGCUGCAGAUGACGAAGUCAUAGGAGUUAGUGUCAGUGUUCGGGACCGAGAAGACGUCGUCCAAGUCUGGAAUGUAAAUGCCUCUUUAGUGGGAGAAGCAACCGUUUUAGAAAAGAUCUAUGAACUUCUGCCACACAUAUCUUUUAAAGCAGUAUUUUAUAAACCCCAUGAAGAGCAUCAUGCUUUUGAAGGUGGACGUGGAAAACACUAAUUGCACUCUGUAAAGAAUUCUUUGUCCUUUGCUGAUUGGUUUUGGAAACGGUCUUAACAGGAGGGAGUGAAGAGAAGACUUGCCGAAGCCCGAUGCUGGUCAAUUUAGAGUGGGUUUCUGUCCUUGCAGAUUGGGCAAUUAGGACGCAAAGUGGCAGGUGGGGUGGGGGGAGACUGUGUGGGUUUCUGCGGUCACGUUACUUGCUUUUUUUAUUUUUGGCUUUCUAAAUUCUCUGUUCUUUUCACUCUGAUUUUUUUUUUUUUGCCCUUCUAAAUUCCUUAUUCAGUCUAAUUAUUGUUUUCUACACUCCCCUUUCAUUGAGGCACAAGAAAUCGGUUUCCCUUUCAGUAGCUCUGCUGUACCUAGUUAAUGAGAAUAUGCAUAAUCGUGACAAUAAUGCUUUUGAAAACCACACUGUACUUGGAGGAAUACUAGCUUGGUGAAACCUGUCUUUUGAUUAUUUGUUGUGACACAUUCUUACCUACUAUGCACUGGGCAUUGUUUUCUCUGUCCCAAGGAAAAGAAAAAGAUACUUAAUCUGAUUUUGCACUGACAGCACACACAUCUUUUAUUUUUCCUUUUUAAAGCAUUUUUUAGAGAUAAAAGGAAAAUAAUAGUUGGGUUGCCUAACAUGUAAACUAUAAUCACAGUUGAGUAUCAGGCUGUAAAUCAGACUCUAGGCCUAUGGUCCCUCUAGGGAAAGAUUUCUAAGCAGAAUUUCAGUUUGGCCUUUUUCAAAGGAAGGCUUAGAGUGGUAGCAAGGGAUCUCUCCCAGUAGGAAACCUAUUUCUGAUUUAAAGAGAAAGUGAUAUUUUAAUUGUUUGAAAAAUUUCUCCCAAAUUUUGAGGAUGUAUACUUAGGCCUUUCCAAAUCAAUUGCAGUACAUUUUGUUAUAUGGUCCACUUUUCCUGUUCAUGGUGUCUGUCCUUUCUGACAUCUGUAGUCCUCCCUGGGCUCCCUUUUUCAUUUAUGAAGUUAAAUUUCAUUUCCAGGAGGAAUGUGAAUGUUCACAAAGUUGAACUUUGAGUGUACUCUGUUCAUAAUAAUUAUUAGAAUUGUUGAUUUUAAAUAUAUAUAUAUAUAGAGAGAGAGAGAGAGAGAGCGCGAGAGAGAGAGAGAGCGCGCGAGAGAGUGUCAUUUACCAAAGAAAAACUGGUAUUAGUAGAAGGAAAUGGCCACUCAAUGGAACACUGAAACUUCCUCAAAAUGUGCCAAUUUCUUCUCUUAACUCUACCAAGCCUCCUGCUUUUACGUGAUAAAAGGGCAGGGCCGGUAGGAGACCCUUCCUCCUACUGACUUGUUUUUGGAGUAAGGGGGAACACAUGCAUGCUUAUACAUUUUGCAGGACUUGCACCAGGAUCUUUAAUUCCUCUCUCAGCAUUGACAGGCAGAGAUGGGGGGCUUCUUCCGGUCCCCAACAUGUGUUUGUAAAUAAAAUCUUCCAGACCUUUAAAAGGACUUUCAGCAAUAUCUAUUUAUAAAAAUUGUGCUCUUCAUGUGCAAUACUAACCAUAUCAACCAUAACAGUGACAGUAGUUUUUAAGUAAUUGUUUCUAAACUUGAGUUUCUUCAGUGAUUUCAAAAUGAGGUAUAAAAAUAUCAAAUUCAUUUUUCAAAAUCCUGAAACUUGUUUCUCUAAACAUUGUACUAACAUCCACUUAUUUUAAAUUGUUUAUUAAGGAUUUUUAAAGAAUUAUUCUGGACAUAAAUUCUUUUUAUAAUA
Molecule: messenger RNA, 2419 nt
Organism: Talpa occidentalis (Iberian mole)
Lineage: Eukaryota; Metazoa; Chordata; Mammalia; Eulipotyphla; Talpidae
Gene: EIF4E3
Product: eukaryotic translation initiation factor 4E family member 3
Exons: 8
Coding region: 340-696 (118 amino acids)
Biological process (GO): translational initiation
Cellular component (GO): eukaryotic translation initiation factor 4F complex
Molecular function (GO): translation initiation factor activity; RNA 7-methylguanosine cap binding
Source: RefSeq, a predicted model, not a curated record